GCCUGACGACCCUGCGACCCGGAGGGAGCCGGAAGGCUCGGAGCGCGAGGCAUUGUGGGAAAGGGCUAGGCGUCGCGGUGUUAUCGAGGAGAUCCGCGGGGUUCGCUAGCGUUGAGAGACCAAGAACAAAAUGCCGGAGCGAGACAGCGAGCCGUUCUCCAACCCGUUGGCCCCAGAUGGCCACGAUGUGGAUGAUCCUCAUUCUUUCCACCAAUCAAAACUCACCAAUGAAGACUUCAGGAAACUUCUCAUGACCCCAAGGGCUGCACCUACCUCUGCACCACCUUCUAAGUCACGUCACCAUGAGAUGCCAAGAGAGUACAAUGAGGAUGAAGACCCAGCUGCACGAAGAAGGAAGAAGAAAAGUUACUAUGCCAAGCUACGCCAACAAGAAAUUGAGAGAGAGAGAGAGCUAGCAGAGAAGUACCGGGACCGUGCCAAGGAACGGAGAGAUGGUGUGAACAAAGAUUAUGAGGAAACUGAGCUGAUUAGCACCACAGCUAAUUAUAGGGCUGUGGGCCCCACUGCUGAGGCGGACAAAUCAGCUGCAGAGAAGAGAAGACAGUUGAUUCAGGAGUCUAAAUUCUUGGGUGGUGACAUGGAACAUACCCAUUUGGUGAAAGGCUUGGAUUUUGCUCUGCUUCAGAAGGUACGAGCUGAGAUUGCCAGCAAGGAGAAGGAGGAGGAAGAAUUGAUGGAAAAACCCCAGAAGGAAACAAAGAAAGAUGAGGAUCCUGAAAACAAAAUUGAAUUUAAGACACGUCUUGGCCGCAAUGUUUAUCGUAUGCUUUUUAAGAGCAAAGCAUAUGAGCGAAAUGAACUGUUUUUGCCAGGCCGCAUGGCUUAUGUGGUAGACCUAGAUGAUGAAUAUGCAGACACAGAUAUUCCCACCACUCUGAUUCGCAGCAAGGCUGAUUGCCCUACCAUGGAGGCCCAGACUACACUGACGACAAAUGACAUUGUCAUUAGUAAGCUCACUCAGAUCCUGUCAUACCUGAGGCAGGGUACCCGAAACAAGAAGCUCAAGAAGAAGGAUAAAGGAAAGUUGGAAGAGAAGAAACCUCCUGAGGCAGACAUGAAUAUUUUUGAAGACAUUGGGGAUUAUGUACCCUCUACAACCAAGACACCUCGGGACAAGGAACGGGAGAGAUACCGAGAACGAGAAAGGGAAAGGGAGCGAGACAGGGACAGGGACCGGGAACGAGAACGGGAGCGGGACAGAGAAAGAGAACGUGAUCGUGAGAGAGAGGAAGAAAAGAAAAGGCACAGCUACUUUGAGAAGCCAAAAGUGGAUGAUGAGCCUAUCGAUGUUGACAAAGCACCUGGGUCUGCCAAGGAGUUGAUCAAGUCUAUCAAUGAAAAAUUUGCUGGGUCUACUGGUUGGGAAGGCACUGAAUCAUUGAAGAAGCCAGAAGACAAAAAACAGCUGGGCGAUUUCUUUGGCAUGUCCAACAGUUAUGCAGAGUGCUAUCCAGCCACGAUGGAUGACAUGGCUGUGGAUAGUGACGAGGAGGUGGAUUAUAGCAAAAUGGACCAGGGUAACAAGAAGGGCCCCUUAGGCCGCUGGGACUUUGAUACUCAGGAAGAAUACAGUGAAUAUAUGAAUAACAAAGAAGCUUUGCCAAAGGCUGCAUUCCAGUAUGGUAUCAAGAUGUCUGAAGGACGGAAAACCAGGCGCUUCAAAGAAACCAAUGAUAAGGCAGAGCUUGAUCGCCAGUGGAAGAAGAUUAGUGCAAUCAUUGAGAAGAGGAAGAAGAUGGAAGCUGAUGGAGUUGAAGUGAAAAGACCAAAAUACUAAUCUUCAGUUCCAGUGAUGUCCAUGUGGAUGUUCUCAAUUAUUUGUUUCUACAUUUCCUAAAAAGGUUGAAAGGUUUUUUUGUUUGUGAAUGUUUACAAAAUUUUAUUGUACAAUAAUUUGUUUCAUUAAAAUUAGUUAACCUGC
Jaculus jaculus (lesser Egyptian jerboa) is the source of this 1942-nucleotide messenger RNA. RefSeq names its product IK cytokine (gene Ik). Lineage: Eukaryota; Metazoa; Chordata; Mammalia; Rodentia; Dipodidae. Gene Ontology annotation, biological process: mRNA splicing, via spliceosome. The coding region runs from base 131 to 1798 and encodes 555 amino acids. The record is from RefSeq and is a predicted model, not a curated record. Gene Ontology annotation, cellular component: nucleus. The transcript is spliced from 20 exons.